Durio zibethinus is the source of this 2357-nucleotide messenger RNA. Lineage: Eukaryota; Viridiplantae; Streptophyta; Magnoliopsida; Malvales; Malvaceae. The record is from RefSeq and is a predicted model, not a curated record.
AAUAAUACACAUUGAAUCAUUACCUUCGCCUUUUAUGCAGCUUCAUUUCAAUUUUCAUCCAUGUUUAUCAAACAAAAUUUGAUUUACACAUGGAAGACCUAACAUAGUAAUUCAAUCCUCUUUCAAGAAAUAUGACCACUCAGUUUGGAAAACAUAUAUAGCAAUGCAAUCAUUUUCUAUCAUACCUUUGGUUUCUGAGAUUGAAAGUUAAGGCCCAUUUGCCUUGUUGAAGCACUGAUUUAACAUGUGCAUGUGCCAGCCUAAGCCUAACAAGUAACAAUAGGGACAUUGAAGACCCUGGUUCAAAUUUGAGGCUCAUAGGCGAGAUGGUCCUUCCCUAGCCCCAAUACAGGGUCAAAGGUCUAAAAACUGAACAGAUGGAGGGGAAGAAAAGGAAACAGUAGCAGUAGUUUCUUUUGUUUAAAAAGGCAUGUAAAAAAGAAAAAAAAAAGGAGAGACGGGUCCUACUUUGUUGUGAGUUAUGGCAUAUAUCUCCAAAUCCAAAUCGCCUACGAACAACCUUGACAAAAAUGAAUCUCUUUUUUACCUUUUUCUUUUGUGGCAUUGAGGGCAACGACCAUUUCAUCUUUUAAAACUUCCAACCCGCUAGCAUCAAAAUCUUGUUAUCGUCGCUCUCUUUCACCCUCCUCUACCUUUUGGUUCUUUAUGUCUUUGUUUGUAAGAGACAAGAAGAGAGAGAGAGAGAGAGAUGGAGGAAGGAAACUAUGUGCCGGCAGACUCUAUGCAAUACUAUAAAGCUCGGAUGAUGUCUCCGGAAAUCGUAGAGAUCGGAGAAGAGAGUAAGAGCUUUCCAGGAAGCAAAGAUGGAAGUGGCUGCGAUGUUUAUGUAGCUGUUGGCAAAGAUGACUUGGGUGUUUUGAAAUGGGCGCUUGACCAUGCUGCUUCACCUGGAUCUCGGGUUUUUCUUGUUCAUGUUUUUGCUCCCAUAACUUUUGUGACAGUGGAUACGGUGCUGAUUGAGAGCAAUUCCCUAUUCAAAGCAAUUCUCGAACUCAUUCCUGUUCUCAACAUUACCUGCCUUGUCAUGGGAACUAAACAUCCACCUAGCUCAAGCUUAUGGAAUGAGAUGUUGAUGAUGUUCUUCAGGCAGAGAAGGUGGAAACAUGGGAUAGCAGAAUUGAUCAAAAAGAAUGCUCCGGACUAUUGUGCGGUUACCAUUGUUCAUGAUGGCAAGAAGAUUGAAGAUUGUCAACAGGAACCAGAGCUGGUCCAUCCAUCCCAAGAAUCCAGUCCCCAGAGAACAGGACUCAACUCUGAAAGGAAUUUCUUCCAGUGUGUAUGCUUUACAGGCAAGUCAAAUUGAUCCUCUUUGUGUUCCUCUGUGCAUCAAUGUGAUGAUCUAGAAGGAAAUCAUAGUCUCUCAUAUUUACUAUUUUAUAAACUCGAGAGAUAGAGUACUGCUUGAUGGAUAUACUCUUGAUGCUGAUUCUAAAUUGGAAUACCUAUACUGAUAAGAGAUUAUAUAUAUAUAUAUAUGUACUAACGUUGCCUAUGGUCUGUAAGAAAUCAAGAAUUAUACAAUGAAAGUGCUCUAAUUGUCGUUGCAAAACUGGAGAUGUUAAAAUCAAGAAAUUCCAACAGUUUCAACAUUUUAGGAUGUGAUAACCAUGGUUGCUAAAGGGACCAUGUGCAGGGCUUUGGGAUUUAUAAAAGGGAAGCAGUUUGAAUCAUAUUUUUUUUUUAUCAUUGGCUUUUGAGGAAAGAAAUAAGAGCUUGCAUUUUUGGAUAAAAUAAGAACUAGGCUGGUCCUAUUGUCAUACCAGAAUUAGAGGUCCCUGCCCUGCCUGCCUGCCUGCCUUGAGAUUUUUCCUGUGUUGAAACAGGCAAGUAAUUUGCACUGAAUCAUAAACUCUACCAGGAAAGCUUUUUCUCCAAUUAUGCCAUACGCAUUAUAGAUGGAGAAUAUGUUUCCUAAACGUUUCUCUAUCUAUCAAAUCCAGAAAAUAGGACUAGAGUUGGGGAUUAUUAAGAUUUGAACAGCUUUAAAAAAAGGGGGGGGGGGGUGUGGUUUCAGGUUCACCGCUUCCAUUCCAAUCCGUGUGAAAGUAAAAAGUGAAACCCAAGUGGCUGAGGAUUGGAAGGUCGGUCACCAAUUCCCAGUCCCAAAUGAUGUCAAAGAGAUGGCGUGUGGGCAAAACAUUAACUUAACGCACUCCCAAUCCCAAAUGUUUUCCGGGCCAUGUUUAAACAAAUUGCACAGCAGAGGUAAUGAAAUGAGAAGUGAUUAAGUUUUCACACUUAAUGCAGCAUACACCAUAUAUAGUAGCUAAAAUUUUGUAGAUAAGCAAAGAAUUACAAGUUUAGAACUUAGAAGGGGAACAGACCAGUGAGGAAAU